AUGUCGUCGCCCUUGAUGAGACUUCGAGAUCGGGAGUGGCAUUCCCCGGCCUCCCAGAGAUUCGUCGAUCAGGUGAUGCCGGAUCUUCUUCUUGCUCUCCGCUCCUUCUUUGAACCCUUGGUUCUGAAAGGUCGGUUCUUGGAAGAGUAUAGGAGGCGCGUCGAGGAGAGUUGGACGCUGGAUUCCCAAGGGAAGCCGCUCAAGAUGUUGGUUUUCAGAGGAAGCCCAAGAAAAUCCCAUCCCAGUGUUCUGAUGGUGGAUGAGAUAUUGAAAGAGCAGCGGGAACCGCCGAGAUCCAUUAGGCGCAUUCGGCAUCUUCCCCAGUCAGCCGACCGGAUUCUAGAUGGGCCAGAGCUCAUUGAUGAUUACUAUCUCAACCUCAUGGACUGGGGGAAGAGCAACAUCUUGGCAGUCGCCUUGGGGCGUUCACUGUGCCUCUGGAAUGCUGCCAACUCCAUGGUGCAGUUGCUGCUAACCACGGAUGUGGAUGAUCACCCCACCAGUGUUGCAUGGUCUGUGGACGGGAAGAUGGUGGCCGUAGGAUUUGCGAGCUCCAAAGUUGAGAUCUGGGAUGCUAUAGCUCUGCAACAGGUUUGUCCAAUGCUUCCUCUGUAG
Molecule: messenger RNA, 615 nt
Organism: Musa acuminata AAA Group (dessert banana)
Lineage: Eukaryota; Viridiplantae; Streptophyta; Magnoliopsida; Zingiberales; Musaceae
Product: cell division cycle 20.2, cofactor of APC complex-like
Exons: 3
Coding region: 1-615 (204 amino acids)
Biological process (GO): positive regulation of anaphase-promoting complex-dependent catabolic process; anaphase-promoting complex-dependent catabolic process; positive regulation of ubiquitin protein ligase activity
Cellular component (GO): anaphase-promoting complex
Molecular function (GO): anaphase-promoting complex binding; ubiquitin ligase activator activity; protein binding
Source: RefSeq, a predicted model, not a curated record